AUGGAGGAGGAGGAAGCUCCACAGGAGCGAAACGACAAGGCAGAGCUCGGCCUGAAGAAGAUGCCUGUACCUCCUCCCGUCCCUCCCGAGAUGAAGGAAAAGGUGGCGGCAGCGUCAUAUACCGCCUCCUCCUUCGAGGAUGAAGUUGAGAUGCUGAGGAAGGAGCUGCGCAAGACCAAGAAGCUGCCAGACAAGGACCCCACAGGGUUCGCGCAUGCCAUGCAGGAGCUGACGGCGGGCAACCGCGUGUGGGGGGUACCCAAGUGA
Guillardia theta CCMP2712 is the source of this 267-nucleotide messenger RNA. RefSeq lists its product as hypothetical. The record is from RefSeq and is a predicted model, not a curated record. The transcript is spliced from 2 exons. Lineage: Eukaryota; Cryptophyceae; Pyrenomonadales; Geminigeraceae. Bases 1 to 267 code for a protein of 88 amino acids.